GAUGCUUUUUGGCUGCGGUCUGUGUUGCAUGCUCUUGAGCAUUUGGGCUGUUGUACAACUGAUUGUGAUGGGUUUCCUUUUUAAAAUGGAAGUAGUGGCUUUUAUUGAAGAAGCAGAACCGGACCAUCAUGGGUACGAAGAUUUUGAAGACUUUAUGAAACAAACGGAAGAAAAUUAUAGUCGGAUUGCAGUCAACUGCUGGAUUGGAGCAGCUAUAUAUUUAGUUAUGAUUGGCGUAUCUUAUAUGUGUAUUAAAAAAGCUCAAGCGAGUGACAAAGAGGCAGCAGAGCGUUUAGCUGACGAUGAAACAUUUUGUAAAUCCAAAAUAAAGAAGAUAUAAUUAUUUAAAAAAAAUGUUAAGCGCAAGAAGUCGUACAUAAGAAUUUAA
Molecule: messenger RNA, 388 nt
Organism: Colias croceus (clouded yellow)
Lineage: Eukaryota; Metazoa; Arthropoda; Insecta; Lepidoptera; Pieridae
Product: ribonuclease kappa-like
Exons: 3
Coding region: 2-340 (112 amino acids)
Molecular function (GO): RNA endonuclease activity
Source: RefSeq, a predicted model, not a curated record